AUGACACCAACCCCCCCAACCCCUUUCACCACCCCCGCCCUCCACGGCUUCCACUUCCUCACCCACCUACAACUCCCCGAAGGGCACUGGGCAUGCGACUACGGCGGCCCGAGCUUCCUGCUCCCCGGGCUGGUCUUCGCCAUGUACAUAACCGGGACGCCGGUGCCCUCGCCGUGGCGCAUCGAGAUGACGCGGUACCUGGCGCGGCGGGCCAACGCCGACGGCGGGUGGGGGCUGCACCUCGAGGGCCGGUCGACCGUGUUCGCGACGGGGCUGUAUUAUGUCAUGCUGAGGCUGUUGAGGGUGGGGAAGGGGGAGCGGUUGGUGGUGAGGGCGAGGGAGUGUUUGGUGCGGUUGGGGGGCGCGACCGGGCUGCCGCAGUGGGGGAAGAUUUGGUUGGCGUGUUUGGGCUUGUAUGAGUGGGAGGGGGUGAAUUGCGUGCCGGUGGAUCUUUGGCUUCUUCCUUCCUGGCUCCCGUUCCACCCUUCGCGGUGGUGGGUACAAUGCCGCGUGGUGUAUCUCCCCACCUCAUACCUCUGGUCCAACCGCUGCACGGCGCCCCUGGAUGACCUACUCGCCGAGAUCCGCGAGGAGAUCUACACCACCCCCUACUCCGCCGUUGACUUCAGCCGGCACCGCCACACGGCCGCCCCCUCCGACACCAUCCGCUCCGUGUCCGGCCUGCUCAUCUUCCUCUUCUCCAUCCUCGCCUUCUGGUGCAACUACCUCCGCCCCCAGUGGCUCCUCCGACUAGCCAACCGCCGCGUAGGCGAGCUGAUGCGGCGCGAGGAGCGCAACACCGACUACAACUGCCUGGCCCCCGUCAACAAGGCCUUCCACAUGGUGUGCGCGCUGUACGAGGACGGACCGGACUCGGAACGCCUGCGCCGCCACCGCGACCGCCUCGCCGUCUACCUCUGGCUGGGGCCCGACGGCAUGACCAGCGGUGGCACCAACGGCGUGCAGCUGUGGGACACGGCCUUCGCGGUGCAGGCCGCCGUCGAGGCCGGGCUCACCUCCGACCCCACCGUGCGCGCCUCGCUGGCCAAAGCGCACCACUUCCUCGACAUCACGCAACUGCGCGACGACCUGGCCGACGACCCCUUCCGGCAGGGGCGGAAAGGCGGGUGGCCGUUCAGCACGCGCAGCAACGGCUACGUGGUGUCGGACUGCGCGGCGGAGGGGCUCAAGGCAGUGCUGAUGCUGCAGAAGGAGUGCGGGUUCGCGGCGUUGGUCAGCGACGCGCGCCUGGCCGACUGCGUCGACACGCUGCUGCGCAUGCAGAACGCCGACGGCGGCUUCGGCAGCUACGAGCGCACGCGCGGCUCGCCGCUGCUCGAGUACCUCAACCCGGCCGAGGUCUUUGACGACAUCAUGAUCGAGUACUCGUACGUCGAGUGCACCACCGCCGUGCUGACCGCGCUGGCUCGUUUCCGCGCCCAUGUGCCCGGCCACCGGGCCCGUGAUAUCGAGGAGGCCAUGCGCCGCGCCGUGGGGUUUGUGGCCGCGCGCCAGCGGCCUGACGGCGCGUGGUACGGCUCGUGGGCCAUCUGCUUCACGUACGCGACCUUUUUUGCUGUGCAGGCUUUCGAGGCGCGCGGGCUGCAGUAUGGUUCGAGUGAGGAGGUGCGCAGGGCGUGUGCCUUUUUGCUGGCCAAGCAGCGCGACGACGGCGGCUGGGGCGAGCACUACUUGUCGUGCGUCGAGAAGCGUUACAUCGAGCACGAGACCAGCCAGGUCGUCAAUACCGCGUGGGCUGUCAUGGCGCUGAUGCAUGCUGGGUAUCCUGAUCCAGAGCCGGUUGAGCGGGGGCUGAAGCUCAUCGCCGACCGCCAGCAACCCAGUGGCGAGUGGCUCCAAGAGGGCGUCGAGGGUGUCUUCAAUAGAACCUGCAUGAUCGGCUACCCCAACUACAAAUUAUACUUUACGGUGAUGGCGCUAGGCAUGUUUUCCCGCAUGUAUCUUCCGAAAAUAAAGAAUCGAGCUUAG
Chaetomium globosum CBS 148.51 is the source of this 1989-nucleotide messenger RNA. RefSeq lists its product as uncharacterized. The record is from RefSeq and is a predicted model, not a curated record. Bases 1 to 1989 code for a protein of 662 amino acids. The transcript has 4 exons. Gene Ontology annotation, molecular function: lanosterol synthase activity. Gene Ontology annotation, cellular component: lipid droplet. Gene Ontology annotation, biological process: ergosterol biosynthetic process; triterpenoid biosynthetic process. NCBI's taxonomy places the organism in Eukaryota, Fungi, Ascomycota, Sordariomycetes, Sordariales, Chaetomiaceae.